Molecule: messenger RNA, 1375 nt
Organism: Uranotaenia lowii
Lineage: Eukaryota; Metazoa; Arthropoda; Insecta; Diptera; Culicidae
Gene: Tsen54
Exons: 5
Coding region: 106-1317 (403 amino acids)
Biological process (GO): tRNA-type intron splice site recognition and cleavage
Cellular component (GO): tRNA-intron endonuclease complex
Source: RefSeq, a predicted model, not a curated record
GAAAUUUCAAAAAGGAGUAUAUGUAAACAAAUGGCGAUCACCUUCCGUAGUUUUUAGUUUUUAAGGUUUUUAUCAAAAAAUUAAAAAAAUCCCCCAAAAAUCGAAAUGGACAGUGUGGAGCGCAAAAAAAUUCUUUCGCGAGGAUGGAUAAGCGGCCAUGAAAUGCUGGAACACCAUGCUGCCAAUCAUGAUCUCCUCACUCAGCCAAAACGGUUUGUAAACACCGCGGAAGAAGCUGUUUCGUUGGGCAGCAUCUCGGAAUUGAAAGAUAGCUUUCGUCGGAUUCUAGCACAGCAGCGUAUCAACCGGGAGGCCGGCUGUUCCGAAGGCGAAUGGGAACCAGAGCAGCAACGGGUUCGCAUUGUCAAAGCCGUUGGAAAAUGGAAUGUCUACGGAUAUGGCCAGGACGGGCAGCACUACUUGGAUGGCUAUGAAGCACUGCAUUUGAUGGAAAUGAAUCGUCUAAUUGUCUAUUGGAAUUCGGUUCCGUUUUCGAUCGAACAGGCUUAUUUGCUCUUUCUUGGCCAUGCAACUACCCUCAGUUUAGAGGAAUAUCAAGUGUACAGCAGACUGAUGCGGUGUGGAUACUAUCUUCUUAAAUACGACCCUACUCGAAAAUAUCGAUCCGUCCCGGUACCAGAGAUUAAAAUGGACGACGAAGAAAAAUGUAUCUGGAAAAAUCUUUUCGAACUACUUAGGCAACCCCAUCCUUUGAAUACCGAUAAAAGUAUUGAUGAGAGCACAUUUUGUAGCAUCAGACAAUCCAUGACGCAUCAUAGCGAACGAAUUAAAAGUCAGGUGAAAAUAGCCGACGAAAUUGAAGGCAGUUCGAAUACAGAAAACGAUGCAGAACCCAGUCCUAAACGAUUGAGAUUCGAAGAAAUCCAACCAUCACGUAUUACAAAGCUUGAUAGAAUGAUCCAAUUGUUUGAGAAAAUCGAUGUUAUCAAAAGCAAUCUAAGGCUAGAGCCCAGUGAUAACUUGGCUAAUGACGGACAAUCACCGAAACUUACUUUUGAUGUGUAUUCCACUGAAGGCGCUGUGUUUCGAAAAAGUGAGCCACCGAUACCUGAAUAUCGCAUCAUUGUGAGAUCAUUCCACGAACCAUUACUGCUAGCGAAAGACAUCUCCCGGUUGUAUCAAUCUCAAGUUAAGCCUGCGGUGCCAAUAUUGAUGAUGCAAGUGUCUGAAACUUUGUCGGUGCAUUGUUUCCUGUACCAGUACCAUUUGCUUCCAAAAAUUUUGAUAAAAGUGUCCGAGGAUAGCCAUCCAAUUGUUUCAAACGAAAAUAACGACUCCGAAUGUGAUUCGGAAUGACUCCAAAGCGGUAAGUCAAUUUUAUUUUUUCCCUUAUAACCUAAUAAAACAAAAAAAA